Messenger RNA from Oenanthe melanoleuca, 2065 nucleotides. RefSeq lists its product as uncharacterized. The coding region runs from base 513 to 1577 and encodes 354 amino acids. Lineage: Eukaryota; Metazoa; Chordata; Aves; Passeriformes; Muscicapidae. The transcript is spliced from 5 exons. The record is from RefSeq and is a predicted model, not a curated record.
GCGGCUCGGCGCGGCUGAGGGGGAGGAAGAUGGCGGCGCAGCGUGGCGCUGAGCGGGCGGCGCCGGGAUCGUGUGGGGCUGCGGAGCCGUGUUGAAACGGACCUUAAAGCCCGUCCUGCCGUGGGCAGGGAUACCUUCCACUGCCCCAGGCUGCUCAAAGUCCAAACUGGCCGUGGACACUUCAGGGAACAUCCACAGCUUCUCUGGGCAUCCUGUGCCAGCACCUCCCCACCCUCACAGCCAGGAAUUCCUUCACAAUAUCCCUUCUCUCUUUAGGUUUGUCCGGAAAAUUAAUCCACAAACACCAGAGAUCGUUGAUUUAAAGCAGUUGGGACAGACCUGACUCCUCUCCGUGGGAACUUCAGUCCCGUGUUUCACUCAGCCACUUCAGCUCCACCCCGCCAAAACCACGAGGCUUUUGGAGAAAUUUAGAUCUGUUUGGGACUGAGGUUGAUUAAACUUCCUCCCUGGUGUGUUUUUUUGAGUUUUUCCCUCGUUGCUGGUGCGUGACCAUGGGUUAUUGUGCAGCCCUGAACUGCCACAACGCCACCAGCGGGAUCUACAAGAACAGCUCGGUCAGUUUUUACGGAUUCCCCCUACAAAACAAACCCCUCCUGAGGCAGUGGAUCCAAAACAUGGGCCGGGACAUGGAGACCCCCUCCAGGUACCAGAGCGUGUGCUCGGAGCAUUUCGAGGAGAGCUCCUUCAAGAAUGACCCUCUGAAAAUCGGCAAGAGGCGGCGCCUGCUGAAGGAAGCUGUUCCCAACAAAUUCAUCCUGGGCAUGGAUGGCACCUGGCUCGUGGGGACCCCCCAGGGCUUCAGCACCUCCGGCAGCAAAACCCGAAAACGGACGCGGAAUUCCGAGCCCUGCGGGAACCCUGAGAUGUUUCCUCGGUGGCCACGUCUGGAGGAUUGGCAGAAUGAAUUUCAUAAGCAAUUGCUGAAGGAGAAAUACGGAUCUGUCAUCACAAUGGGAAGAGACUUGUUCCUUGUUCCCAAGACCCGUAUCCCAGUAGGACAGGCAGCGCAGGUCAAGGAUCCCUGGCAUUUGGAGGGAAGGAAAAUUCCUGCCAGCCUCAGCACAGGCCAUGGUGGUGCCACGAUCCAGGCUGCAGGAGGCACACAACUGCAUGGAUCAUCCUCAGGAGCAUCCCAAGCAUCCCACUGCCAAUACUUGGACCAGGGGGAACCAUCGGGGAGCCACCAAAACCCGGCAGCAAACCCGGCAGCAAACCCGGCAGCAAACCCGGCAACAAACCCAGCCACAAACCCAGCCACUCUGGGAAUAGGGAGCAGCAGCAGUGUGCUGGCAGGGCAGGAGGUGGAUGAGUUCAGGCAGUUCCUGCUGGACCACCAGGGCGAGCCCAAGGACGCGGUGGUGCCCUGGUUCAUCUGCACCGAGUGCGGGAAGAGCUUUGCGCGCCACGCGUACCUGCUGCGGCACCAGCGCGCCUGCCGGGGGCAGAGACGCCUGCCACGGCGCCCUCAGAGCACACUGCUGCACUCCCUGCCUGCCUGGGCUAGGAAUGUGCUCUCAGCUCUCCAAGAUCCUGCUCUGCCCAGGGUUGGGAUUUGAGUGCCUUAGAGUGGAGUUGGGGGGAUAAGGCAGUUUUCCAAAAUUGAAUCGCGUUCUGGUUCAAUUUGGUGCUGGCCUCAUGGGCAUUGAUUAGGAUCUGGAUCGUUGCUGUCAUUCUUACCAUGCUCCAUCCAGCUCCUCCUUGGAGCAGGAGUUGGAUAGAGCAGCAUUGGCUGUACCAAAAUGGGCAUUAAAAAAACGUGAUGCACCAAACAACACGUGCUGGAGAGCAUCCAGAGUAGCACAGGGAAACACUGGAAAUCUUCAGGGAUGAAAAAUGAAGAAUUGGGAAUGGGAUUGUAACAUGAUGUUUGAAGCAACUGAUUCCAGGCAUUAUUUCCCCACUUUAGCUGCUCUCCCAUUACUGUACCUGCAGAACUAACUCUAUUUUGGGUUCUAUUUUUAUACUGACCCCAUGUUUUCCUGUGGGGUGAGAUGCUGCUUUGGUUUCCAAAAUUCUGGGGGGAAAAAAAGCAUGGAUAUAUUCU